Messenger RNA from Condylostylus longicornis, 3225 nucleotides. RefSeq names its product synaptobrevin homolog YKT6 (gene Ykt6). Gene Ontology annotation, cellular component: Golgi apparatus. Gene Ontology annotation, molecular function: SNAP receptor activity. Gene Ontology annotation, biological process: endoplasmic reticulum to Golgi vesicle-mediated transport. NCBI's taxonomy places the organism in Eukaryota, Metazoa, Arthropoda, Insecta, Diptera, Dolichopodidae. The transcript has 2 exons. The record is from RefSeq and is a predicted model, not a curated record. Bases 282 to 881 code for a protein of 199 amino acids.
UCAGUUGAAUUAAAGUUUUUGAUAUAAAAUUAUUAAAGGGAGAAAUUUAAAAAAGAAGUUAAAAAACAUAAUAAAAAUAUUUUAUAACAGAAUAAUAAACUACAUUAUAAAAUAAUAUCUAUUAUAUCAAAUUAUAAUUAAAAGAAAAGAGAGAAACUAUUUGGUGCCUGGGAAAUUUAGCAUAAAGAAAAAACAAAAGAAUAUUUUUGUUGACUCAUCAAAGUCUUAUUUUGAAAGAAGCUUAACAAUUAUUUUGGAUAUUUUUUUUGUUUUCUUAAAACAUGGUUAAAUUAUAUGCUAUGAUUGUUUUUUAUAAAACUCCAACUGUGGCACGACCUUUAAAAUCCACAUAUGACUUACAGUCAUUUUCAUUUUUUCAACGCGGAGCCAUACAGGAAUUUAUGACGUUUGCUUCGCAGACAAUAGUGGAGAGAACUAAUCCAGCUACUCGUCAAUCAAUUAAGCAAGAUGCGUAUAUGUGUCACGUAUAUGUUCGGCAUGAUAACUUGGGAGGUGUGUUAAUCGCUGAUCAUGAAUAUCCUCAACGUGUUGCCCAUACAUUAAUUACAAAAGUUUUAGAUGAAUUUUCUGCAACAGUCAGCAGUGAUCAAUGGGAAAAUGGAAAUGAAACAAAUAUUAAUUUUACCUCAUUGCCUAAUUUUUUAGCAAAAUAUCAAGAUCCAAAGGAGGCUGAUGCAUUAACAAAAAUGCAAAAUGAUUUAGAUGAAACACAUAUUAUUUUGAAAGAUACGAUAGCUGCAGUUUUGAAUCGAGGUGAAAAACUUGAAGAUUUGGUAGUUAAAUCAGAAAAUUUAUCAGUUCAAAGUAAGGCAUUUUAUAAAACGGCUAAAAAGACGAAUUCCUGUUGUAGCUUUAGUUAAUUUAAUAAAAAAUAAAACAUAAUUAAAUAAUAUGAUUAUCUAUCAGAGGUCGAGAUUUUAAAAUUAAAUAUAUAACUUCAUAUUCUUAUCACAAUAUUAUAUUCAUGGUAUCGUUAUUAAGCGAGGAAAUAUAGGACAUAAAGAAUAAAAAGUUUUAUAGUACAUUUUUUUGAUGUUAAAUGUUUAUAUAUAUAAUAAAUAAAUACGUACAUUUUUUUUAAGGAGUUUUGUUAGAAACAUUGAUUUAAUUUUUAUGUAAUCACAGCUUCCUUUUUUUCACACAAUAAACAUUAUUUAUGUAUUUUAUUUUUAAGAAUUAGUUUGUUAUAUGUAAUACAUUAUAUAAAAUAACCAGUGAAAAUAGUUAAAAAAAGAAUGCAUACAUAUAAUAUUAAAUAACUGAACGGGUAAAUAAGUUUUGAAAAUAUUUUAUGAAAUUAUUUCUUUCGACUGAGCAUUAAAUAUUAUUUGUGAUAAGAAAUUAUUUAUUAUUGCUUUCAAUAUUAUAAUAUUUUAUAAUUUCGUUAUGCCAAUAUAUUAAAAAAAAAAUUUUGUACAAAGACAUAUUAUGAUAUAUGAAUAGCAGAAAAAAAAACCAAAUUAUCAGUUUAUGAAAAAUCUUGAUUACGGUCAAUUUUAUUAAUUUUAUCGAUUUUCAAUUAUUAAACGGAGAAUUAAAUCAUUAAUUUAAAAUUUAAAGAAUAUGUAAAGUUUACUUAAGAAAUAGGGGAUUUUUGAUAACUCAGAUAUGCACUUAAAGCUUUACCUUAAAUCUCAAAAAAAUAUUUUUCUUUACCUCAUUUCAGAUCUACAGGAACUAACUGAUUAACUUUUAAAGAUUUUUAUUAUUUCACAUUUUUCUAUGUAAUUUUUUUGAAACUUGAGAUAUUUUUGCAGAAUUCAAAAAAAAAAAUUAAAAAUGCUUUAGAAAUUUAAGUGCUACGAACUUUGAUUUUAUUUCUUUUGUAGUAAAGGUUUAUAAGGUUUUACCACAAUUGAAGAUUUUGCAGUUUUGUUUUAUCGAACUUGCUUUAAAUCAUGAUCUAAGUUAGAACUGAGUUUUCAAAAAUCCCCAUAUUCAUACACAUAAUCAAUAAAUACACUCAAGUAGAACCUGCUGGUUCUUUUUUAGAAAAGAAAAAAAAGACAAAAAUCUACAAUUUUUGUAUUAUAAAGAUUUAAAUUAAUUUAUUUUGUUUUUUUUUUGUUCGUUUAUUUUAUAAAAAUGAAUAAAAUUACAUUGUAAUUGUUAAUGUGUAAAAAUAGUAUUUGAAAAAAUUUCAUUAUUUGCUUCUAUCUUAUACAAAAAAAAAGAAAAAACAAAAUGCUAUACAUUAUCGGUGUAAAAAAAUAACCAUGUUGGAAUUAAAUAUAAUAACGUACAUUGUAAAUUUCAAUUUCAUGUUAAAAAUAUAAAAAACUUAUACAAAAUUCAUAAUUAUUAUAAACAUUACAUUACUCAAAAUAUAAAAAUAAAUAUAUAUAUAUAUAUAUGAAAUGUGUAUGUAUACCAAAUGUUAUUUAUACAAAAGAAAAAAAUAAAAAUCUUUGAAACGAAUUUAUUUUUUUAUGUAUCUACAUAUUAAUUUGAGAAUAUUAAAAACAAUUACUAUUCCUAUAUAGUUAUAGGGGAUUUUUGAUAAUUCAGACAUGUACUGAAUAGUUUCUAAAAAUUAUAUCUUAAAACGUCUUUCCCUACAUAUUUGCUAACAAUUCUACAGAAACUGAUUACUUCACUUUUGCAGAUUUGCAACAUGCUAGAUGUAAUUCUUUAAUAUCCAACAUUUUAAUAUAACAUUUAUAAUAUAAUAGUUUUUAAAAGAACAUUAAAAUUUCUUUAGAACUUUAAGCACAACCAAAAUGUCAUUUGCGAACAUGUUAUUUUUGUAGGUUUUACAAUUUGGAUUAAUCAAACAUGCUUUACAUCUAAGUUAGAACUUAAUUAUCGAAAAUCCCCUAGGUAUUCCUAUAUAUAAAGUUUUUUAAUCAUCAUUUAAAAUUAAUCAUUCCAAAAGAAAAAGAAAUUUAUUUUUACAUUGUGAACAUUUAUUUUUAAUUAAAAACUCUCAAUUAAAAGCUAUUAAAUUAUUUAUUAACUGAAUUUUAAAAUAAAGAGUAUGUAUGAGAAACAUCGAAAUAAAAAUUUGGUAUGUGUAGGUACCGGUUUUUCAGGGUUUUAAAUUAUCACGGAGUCCUUUUUUCCCUUAUUGUACAAUAAUCGAAAGAUAAGAUAGCUAUUCUAAACAAUAAUUAUUUUAUCAAAAGAUCUCUCACUAACACCUACAUGCAACAUAUAAUUGAAAUGAAAAUUUCUCCACCAAAAAAUUAAGUAAACAUGCUUUUU